AUAAAUUUUAGUUUCUUCUGGGUCUGAAUGUGAUGAAAAUGUGACAUGUUUACUUUCUAUUUGUUGCUUUUUUGGUACCAGUGUAAUUAAAGCAUGUAUUAUACAUGGCCCCAAAGGAUUUUUUUACAUAUAUUUUUGUUGGAGAAAUUUGUUAAACUUAUUUCUGUUGUCACGUGAAGUAACAAUGGCAUUAUCCACAUUUUGUGGUUUGGGGCAGGACCAGUUUAGUACUCGCAAUAUGUAUCUGCUACAUCAGAUGUGUUUAGGUACUAGAACAUGGUGAUUUAUGGUUCCUUUUAUAAUAGUGAAAUAUUAAGUGAAGUUCUUGAAAAUGUCAUUCCUAAGUAACUUAAAGAAGGUUCUCCACUUGGGUGGAGCCAAUGAAGCAAAGAAAAAGAAGGUGUUCAAUAAUAUUAAGAUGGACUGUAAUCCUGAGGAUUUCUGGGAAAUGGUUGGUGAACUGGGAGAUGGUGCAUUUGGAAAGGUGUAUAAGGCUCAAAAUCUUCAGAAUGGACAUUUUGCAGCAGCUAAGAUGUGUGCCCUUGAAGGAGAAGACGAUCUCUCAGAUUUCAUGAUAGAAAUAGAUAUUCUUUCUGAAUGCAAGCACCCAAAUAUAGUUGAUCUUCAUGAAGCUUUCUUCAACGAUGGCAAACUUUGGAUGCUGAUUGAAUACUGUGAUGGUGGUGCCCUAGAUUCUAUAAUGGUGGAGCUUGAGAAACCGUUGACAGAGCCCCAGAUUGCCUUUGUAUGCCAGCAGAUGUGCAUGGGCCUUGAGUUCCUGCAUCAAAGCAAAGUUAUCCACCGAGACCUCAAAGCUGGCAACGUUCUUCUCACUAUGACUGGAGGAGUCAAAUUAGCUGACUUUGGUGUGUCUGCAAAAAAUAAAUUUACGUUGCAGAAGCACGAUACAUUCAUUGGGACACCUUAUUGGAUGGCUCCAGAAGUUGUUUUAUGUGAAACAUUUCGGGAUAAUCCAUAUGAUUUCAAGGUUGACAUUUGGUCACUUGGAAUAACCUUAAUUGAAUUUGCUCAAAUGGAACCUCCAAAUCAUGAAAUGUCUCCAAUGCGUGUUCUACUAAAGAUUCAGAAGUCAGACCCUCCAAAACUGGAUCAGCCCUCCAAGUGGUCGAGGGACUUCAAUGACUUCAUUGCGAAGUGUCUUACCAAGGAUCCUAGUCAAAGGCCCACUGCUGAUGAUCUUUUAAAGUAUCCAUUUAUAAAUUGCACUCUGGACUCUAAGCCAGUUCGGGAUUUGCUUCUCGAGUACAAAGCCGAGGUAGUAGAAGAAGAAUUAUUGGAUGAUGAAGCAGAGGAGCACCGCACGUCCCAGCUUCCCUUGGACCUGGACACUGGCGAAGAUGACUCAACUUCCCUCAAGAGUGACACUGAUAUAAAAAUGCCUGAGGUGGGAACUCCAUCUGAGAUUAAGGAUGAAGCCGAGGGACUGAAGAGAGAAGCCGAAAAAGAUAUUGAUACGAGCGAGAGAAAGAAGAGGAAGUGUGAAGAGGAGAAAGAUUCCAAUUCCAUUGAUAACAACAAGACUGCAGUGACAAAGAAACUGUCUGAGGGUACUGAGAAACGAUCUUCACACGAUAAAGGUCCAGCUCCUCCUCCUCCCAUAGUAGCUGCGAAAACAGAUGAACCAGGUACUUUGGAGGAUGGUGAUUCUGGCACCUCAUCUUCCCCAGACAGGAAAUUGGCGACUGAAUCGUCGGAAUCUCUCUUCAGGCCCGAACCAUCCUCCGUCCAAUCAAAAUCAGGCAGGCAGCCCCCUGAAUCUUUAUCACCAAUGUUGCCUAUUUCUGCAGCAUCCCCUGUAAUCUGUCCCAGCAUCGGCAGCGAUCUGUCUAGGGAAGAACGAGGUGAUGACGAAGACAAAGUUACAAAUAAAGUUGAAUUGUCAGCCACAAAUACUUAUGAUAGGGGUGAUAAUUAUGUGGCGCCAGUGGACAAGCCGACACCAAACAUAGCAGUAGUGACAACCGUAUCUGAUGACAAACCUGAUGAAGUGGCAAGCAGUGCAUCUGGAGAUGUUACAGUAUUUUCAGGUUCAACUCUGUUGGAUGCUGCACAUCCAGAGCCUAAAUUAAACAAGUCCACAGUGACAAUCACAACUGAUUCACACGAAGAUAUGAACUUGUCGUCUUCUUCUUCUGGAAAUGUAACACAAGUGACAGUGGUGACAACACAUCCCCCAGUUCUUUUGCCCCCAAUGGAGAGUUCUGCCCCAUUAAAGCCCCCUUCUGGGACUUCCACAACACCCCCCACUGUGAUUGUGACAUCUACGGCAGAUAAGGGCAGUGAGGUGAUUAUUGUGGCCAAUGAAACUAACAAAACGCAGAUAAAUGAGUCAUCAACAGAUGAUGAUCCAUACCUGCUACUGGAUUCACUUGAGUAUACCUCGCAGUCUCAAGAACGGCCAAUCAGCAUCAUUAAGGGGAAGAAGUUGGAUGAGAGUGAGGUCCUUAUUGUAAGUCCAAGCUUUGUCAGCGUGGAUAAUGAAGAUGGUAAACUAGGGCUGAGCCACCAAGGUCGAGCACUGGAGGACUCCACGGCAGACUACGAUGAAGACGUGGACUUCCAGCAGUCGCAGGACACAAGUCAUGUUUCUGUUGUGACAGUUGGUGAAGAAAAGGAGCACGUGAAAGAUUCUGCUUCUACAGAUGGUGCUGACUCUCGAAUGCAUAGUUUGCACAGUGAUGACAGGAGUAGCAGGAGCGAUUCUGUGUUUGCAGGUCCUGAGGACGAGUCUGUUCGAACAUCAAUUCUAGUAGAAGGCAUGACACUCGGUACAACAGAUGUGGACAGGUUGACUGAUAACAAGAGACUGAAUGGGGAUGUGAUUGGUUCUUCGCGGCAGAGCAGUGAGGAAGUCUUGAUUGUUGUAAACAACUCCACUAAUGUACAAAGAAGAGGUAAGGAGAAAAUUGAUCACACUCCGACUCCCCUAAAAGACAAGCGAUCGUCACCUGAAUAUUACGAGAGUUCAGCCACUGAAUCAAGGUCUCAGUCUGAUAGUGGAUCAACACGAAGCAGUGGUCAGAGAACUCCACCGUCAUCACUAAGCAAAGCAGCGGAUAGGUCUGAUGCUGAGAGCGUGUCGACCACCAUAAGUCAAGAUAGCCGAGGCAGUAAUAAGGAGAACAGACGUGGCCGAGAAUCUCGAAACUCACGGGACUUAGAUGAUGAAGUUGUGUUACGACGCAAACCAGAAUAUAAUAGGGAAGCAAAUCGCAGUGGCCGUACUAAAGAAGAUAUUCAGAUGAUGAACCUUAAGAAAAAAACUCGGAAGAGAACCCGCAAGUUUGAAAUUGAUGGCGUUGUUGUAACAACCACCACUAGCAAGGUUAUCUAUGGUGACGAAGAAAAUGGAAAGGUGUAUGAUGACCACAUAUUCAGGAAGCAAGAACUCAGGGAACUGAAGAUGCUGCAGAAACAAGAACAGAAGCAGUUUCAGGAUCUGUCGUUCAAAGCACAGUUUGCCAAAGAUCAACAGGAUAAGCGGUUUGAGCAAGAGAAGAUGACUCUGUUACGAACUUACGAGUCAGAUCUCGAUACGUUAGUCAGGCAGCAGAGGCAGCAAGUCGAGAAGGCAGAGAUGCAGGAAGAAGCGGACUUACGCGUGUCUUCAAAGAAAAUACGCGCAGAGCAGGAACGGGAGCUAAAACAGUUCCGAGAAGGACUCAAGCAGGAACUGCGCUUGCUGAAACAAGAAGUCGAUCUCAUGCCUAAGGACAAGCGCAAGAACACGUUCAGAGUCAGGAAGGAAAAAUUGGAGGCAGAUCACGGAGAAAGGGAGAAGCUGUUCCUAGAAAAGCUUAAUGAGAACCACGAAUCUUCUCUACGACGACUGAGUGACACUCACAGAGAGAAAAUAGCCCUAAUGGAGCGGCAGUUCCUGCAACAGAAACAGCAGUUAAUGCGCGGAAGAGAAGCGGCUUUGUGGGAGUUGGAAGAAAGACAGAUACAUGAGAAGCAACAGCUUGCCAAGAGACAGCUGAAGGACAUCUUUUUCUUACAGAGGCACCAGAUGCUGAUCCGACACGAAAAGGAACUGGAACAGAUUAAACGUAUGAACCAGCGGAAAGAAGAGGAACUCAUAAAGCGGCAAGCAGUUGAGAAACGUGCCCUUCCAAAGCGCAUUCGUACUGAAAUGAAAGCUCGAGAGAUGAUGUUCCGUGAGUCGAUGCGUAUCAGCAUGGCUACCCCACCUGACCCUGAUGAGGAGAGAGACAGGCUUAAGAAAUUCCAAGAAAAUGAGAAGAAACGUUACCGGGCAGAGCAAACACGGUUUGAGGUGAAGCAUUCACGUCAGCUUGAGGAACUUCGUGCGACAUCUGAGGCAACCAUCAAAGAAUUGGAACAGCUUCAGAAUGAGAAGCGAAAGAUGCUGAUGGAACAUGAGACCAUGAAACUGAAGGAACAGGAAGAAGCCUACAGCCGCGAGUUGAAGGAAUGGAAAGGCCAACUGAAACCUCGCAAGCAGCAUUUGGAGAUGGAGUUUGCCCGUGCUCAUGAGCUCCAGCAGUAUGGUGGCAUUUCACUGGCGAUGGUCAGCGCUCAACUCCAGAAUCGCCUCAGCAUAUCCAACUUCCCGUACAAUUUCCAUGUUCCACGGCCUUCUUUGUCCUCUAGUACUGUGGUGUCUUCACCCACGCUUACUCCUGUUGUGGAACGCAUUGAGCAUCAAUUAAACAGCAAGUCAGCUCCAAAUUCUGGUCCCAGUUCUCCGCUUGCCCUUCCCCACAUUCCACACGUUCAGCGAUCUCCUUCCUCAUUGACUCUCAACAAAUAUUGAAGCUUCUUUCUAAACUCAAGACGCUUAAUUCCGAUCUCUUGCAAGUGGAAGUAACGCAUAAAUCUGCAAAUAUUGUAUUACAUUGGUGCAUAAAGCCUGUCCAAGUGGGACUUUUUUGCUUUUAAGAUUUGAAAGUGAAGAAUAAAAUGGACAGGAUGAAGUGAACAGAUGAUUUGAUUAUGAAAGAAAUAAUUUCAAUUUCAAUGGCAGUAUAUUUUGUGCAGCCCUGUAGACAACGGUUGAAAGUCCAUAUUGGAACAAGGAGUUGUUAUAAUAAUCUACCAAAAGAAUAUAAAACUGCAGCUAAAAAGAAACAUUUUUAAGAAGACCUAGCAGUUGGUGAUCCUGUUUUGAAAUUCCUAUGCGUAAUCUUCCACACCUAAUAUUUGGAAGGACCAUGAGGAUGAUUUGUUUAUCAGAGAUACAUUCAAUCUUAUUGGUUUAGGAUUAGAUGCAAACGUCAGGAAAGCACAUGAGAAUUCAUACAUUCCUGCAUCAAUCCAUUGAAUGUAAAAGCGAUGUAUUUAAAAUUUCACGAUUUGAAUUUUUGUCUACUGAACUAAAAAAAGUCUUACUGUAAGAAAAACAGCCUUUCUAUUUCUAAUAAUCUUUAACGCAUAUUCAUAAUCAUGAGACAGUGAGGAGGCUUCAGACUAAGACAUUUGCUGAACUUCUGGUGUAAUUUCAUUUACUGCACUUCAUGUUUCGUGCACUACCUUUGUACCCCGUGAUCUGUCCUGAAAGCUAUAUUUAAAUGAUCAUACAGGUUGACUGCAUGAGAAUUUCAAAGUCUCAAGGGGCACUUGUUUGAUUUAAUUUGUUAAUCAUAGAUAUCUGGAGACAUCUGUGGCUUUCAUUAUUUAUAUAACUGGGUUUUCAUAAAUGUGAUAUAGUCUACAACUCUGUGUGGUUACACUCAAAUACUGAUUUAUGGAAUUGAAGUACAUUUUGUCAUUACAUUGACCAUUGGAAAUAGACCGCAUAGUGGUUCAGUCCCGGGUAAGACGUUAAACUGCGUCCACAAACCGAGUGACCACCGGUAAAAGUGGUCUCCCUCCACCAAGUGCCAGCAGCCUUUUCGGAGGGUGGAGGAGUGGGUGGAUGGAGUAGGGACACCCUCUUGUCCCUGGGGGUGAGAAAUCACCCCCAAAGGCGGAUGAACCAGACAUGGCCAACAGCAUAGGAUGUGGAAGGCAACAGGAAACCAGAACAUUAAAUAUCCUUGUGAUGUCCCUAGUUCUACUGAACUGACGCAAAAAAAAAAAUAGUGCAGUUCCACUGAUACCUGUCUGUGGACAGAUACACGAUGAUGAUGAUGGUUCAGACUAUAUUCCCUCUGCCGGCUGCCAUAACCAUGUGCAUGAAAAGACUAAAAUAAUUGCAACUAAUGACUUAUUUGAGUUUUGGAAUUAAUGAGCUACAUAUUUGUUCAUUGUCAUAACAUUGUGCUUUGUGUUUAUUUUGGGAAAUGCAAGCUCGCUCAAAUUAUCACACUUUGUUCUUUGUGUGUUUUGCUUAUAAUUAGAAUGUUAUCCUUGCAUUGUUUCCUCAGUGGUGUUCCGACAUAGGCCUACUUCUGUGUUGGGGGUCUUUGCCAGACGGGCAGAAUGUAUGGGCUUUCAAUCAGUGUGAUAGAACCUGUCAUGGUUUAUACUUUGUAAACAUGUAUUUUUUUUGUAUGUGGAAAAGAUAACAUUAAUAUCUUAUUAUUCAUU
Messenger RNA from Zootermopsis nevadensis, 6513 nucleotides. Lineage: Eukaryota; Metazoa; Arthropoda; Insecta; Blattodea; Termopsidae. The record is from RefSeq and is a predicted model, not a curated record.